This is a messenger RNA of Dipodomys ordii (Ord's kangaroo rat), 1839 nucleotides long. It is a transcript of the gene Rffl, whose product is annotated as ring finger and FYVE-like domain containing E3 ubiquitin protein ligase. Gene Ontology annotation, biological process: proteasome-mediated ubiquitin-dependent protein catabolic process; negative regulation of extrinsic apoptotic signaling pathway via death domain receptors; protein K48-linked ubiquitination. The transcript is spliced from 7 exons. Gene Ontology annotation, cellular component: cytoplasm; plasma membrane. The record is from RefSeq and is a predicted model, not a curated record. Lineage: Eukaryota; Metazoa; Chordata; Mammalia; Rodentia; Heteromyidae. Bases 201 to 1289 code for a protein of 362 amino acids. Gene Ontology annotation, molecular function: ubiquitin protein ligase activity.
CUGGGGACGGGGGCGAGGAGGGGGGCGACUUCCUGGGGCCGCCCGUGAGGAUGUCGCGACCUCCCCCGGUUGCCCCUCUGCCCCGGAGACACCGCGGCGGCGGAGCCUUCCACCUUUCUGCCUGAGGCGUCCGCGGUGGAGACCCGGUCCCGUCCCAUUCCCAGGUGUGGGCCGGGCGGGCCGCAGAGGCAGAUUCUAUCAUGUGGGCAACCUGCUGCAACUGGUUCUGCUUGGAUGGACAGCCUGAGGAGGUCCCCCCACAACAGGGAGCCAGGACGCAAGCCUAUUCCAAUCCUGGGUACAGUUCCUUCCCUUCCCCAACAGGCUCGGAGCCAAGUUGCAAGGCCUGUGGGGCUAAUUUUGCAAGCACAGCCCGAAAGCAGACCUGCUUGGACUGUAAGAAAAAUUUCUGCAUGACCUGUUCAAGCCAGGAGGGGAAUGGGCCCCGCCUCUGCCUUCUCUGCCAACGGUUUCGAGCCACAUCCUUUCAGCGGGAGGAGCUCAUGAAGAUGAAGGUGAAGGACCUCAGGGACUACCUCAGCCUCCACGAUAUCUCCACUGAAAUGUGCCGGGAGAAAGAGGAGCUGGUGUUCUUGGUGCUGGGCCAGCAGCCUAUAAUCUCCGAGGAGGACAGGACUCGUGCUCCCACCUUGUCCCCAGACUUCCCUGAGCAGCAGGCCUUCCUGAACCAGCCUCACACCAGCACUGUACCAGCUACCUCACCCAGCCUCCCUUCUUCACCUACACAGGCCACCUCCGGUCCCCAAGCCCAGGCUCAGGAAAACCAGGCCAAUGGCCAUGUGUCUCAGGACCACGAGGAUCCCGUCUACCUGCAGAGCACAGCCAGAACACCUGCUGAGGAUGAGACCCAGUCCAUUGACUCAGAGGAUGGUUUUGUCCCAGGCCGAAGGGCCUCUCUGUCUGACCUGACACACCUGGAAGAUAUCGAAGGCCUGACGGUCCGGCAGCUGAAAGAGAUCCUGGCUCGCAACUUCGUCAACUACAAGGGCUGCUGUGAGAAGUGGGAACUGAUGGAGAGAGUGACUCGGCUGUACAAGGAUCAGAAAGGACUGCAACACCUGGUGGGUGGUGCUGAAGACCAAAAUGGAGCAGCAGUGCCAUCUGGCCUGGAGGAGAACCUAUGUAAGAUCUGCAUGGACUCACCUAUUGACUGUGUUCUGCUGGAGUGUGGCCACAUGGUGACCUGUACCAAGUGUGGCAAGCGCAUGAAUGAAUGUCCCAUCUGCCGGCAGUAUGUGAUCCGCGCAGUGCAUGUCUUCCGGUCCUGAGGGUUCGCAUCAGCUUCUACAGUGCCUUAUAGGAUGUAGCCCAGGGUGUCUGAGUUCAGGGUGGUCAGCUUGUGUAGAGGCAGACUAUCAGAAGAAAUUCUGCAGUGUUCCCAAGACCAGGGAAAGCAAAGAUGCCAUGUUAUCUCUAGGCAUACCUAUCUUGCCAUGGAGGCAUGGCUCUUGAUGAGCUGAGCUCUGGGCCAGUGGGAACUGGUGCAGAUCCCCUGGGUAAAAGACCGUUUCAGUGACAGAGGAUGUUCCAGAGCUUGGACCACGUUUCCCUCCGAGAACCUAGGCACGCUUCCUCCUGUGCCCUACUAGCUCCCUAAGCACACCUUCCUAUCUCACCAAUCAGAAAUCCUGCUAGAGAUGGUUCCCUUCCAGACAUUAGGAUUUAAAUUUCUGGUCUCUGUGCUUUAACAUACAUUUAAAGUCUCUUGCUACAAUGCUUAAAAUCCACUUGUUUCUUUGGACCAAAAAAAAUGUGAACUUUUCAGUGGUUCUUAGGACAGAAUUUGGAUCAGUAAACUUAAUGGUGGUGAAAAUGACA